GCUAUUUCGCAUUCAUUUUUUUCCGACGGCCCUGGUUAGCAACAUAAUCAUCUCAUAAAAUGUCAACUUUCAAGGACAAAGUGAUUAUUGUGACAGGAGCCAGUUCUGGAAUUGGCGCCGGGGCAGCUGUUCAUUUGGCCAGUCUGGGCGGACUUUUGGUCGUUGUGGGACGCAAUGUGGAGAAACUCAAGGAGACGGCUGCCAAGAUUGUGGCGGUCGGUGGAGCACCUGCUCUAGAGCUUCAAGCUGACAUGACCAAGGAGGCGGACGUAGAGCAGAUAGUGACCGCCACUUUAGCCAAAUACGGACGCAUCGAUGUGCUCAUCAACAAUGCGGGUAUUUUGGAGACUGGCUCUAUUGAGAACACCAGCUUGGAGCAGUUCGACCGUCUGAUCAACACAAAUGUGCGCUCCUUGUACCAGCUAACUAUGCUGGCCACUCCGGAGUUGAUCAAAACAAAGGGAAACAUCGUCAAUGUCUCCAGCGUCUGCGGACUAAGAGCUUUUCCAGGAGUCCUAGCCUACAAUGUCUCCAAGGCAGCGGUGGAUCAGUUUACAGCCUGCGUGGCCUUGGAACUGGCUUCCAAAGGUGUUCGCGUUAAUGCCGUCAAUCCGGGAGUGAUUGUCACCGAGAUCCACAAGCGUGGUGGUAUGGAUGAGGAGGCGUAUGCCAAGUUCUUGGCGCACUGCAAGGUAACCCAUGCUCUGGGUCGUCCUGGAGAUGUACAGGAAGUGGCUGCAGCCAUUGCCUUCCUGGCCAGCGAUGCUGCCAGCUUUAGUACGGGAGUGAGCUUGCCCGUGGACGGAGGUCGCCAUGCCAUGUGCCCACGAUAGUUUGGGACCUUGAGGCAGGAAAUUCAUUGGAGCAUAUGAA
Drosophila bipectinata is the source of this 873-nucleotide messenger RNA. Its product is annotated as 3-oxoacyl-[acyl-carrier-protein] reductase-like. The record is from RefSeq and is a predicted model, not a curated record. Lineage: Eukaryota; Metazoa; Arthropoda; Insecta; Diptera; Drosophilidae. Gene Ontology annotation, molecular function: oxidoreductase activity.